Otolemur garnettii (small-eared galago) is the source of this 5146-nucleotide messenger RNA. It is a transcript of the gene ZNF451, whose product is annotated as zinc finger protein 451. Bases 222 to 3407 code for a protein of 1061 amino acids. The record is from RefSeq and is a predicted model, not a curated record. NCBI's taxonomy places the organism in Eukaryota, Metazoa, Chordata, Mammalia, Primates, Galagidae. Gene Ontology annotation, cellular component: nucleus. Gene Ontology annotation, biological process: regulation of transcription by RNA polymerase II. The transcript is spliced from 15 exons. Gene Ontology annotation, molecular function: DNA-binding transcription factor activity, RNA polymerase II-specific; sequence-specific DNA binding.
AACGGGCCUGUGAGGGCAGCGCCUCCCUUUGAAGCGGUUUUGCGUCUGUCGGCUGGUGGCGUCGGUGCUCACGCAGGGGCGGGUCGCGGUAGCGCCAGGCUGUGCAGGGCGGGAAGGGCAGUCGUGGCGGCGACGGCGGGAGGGACAAGAGCGACGGCGGCGGUGGCGGUGGCGGUGGCGGCGGGGACAGCGCUUGUGCUGUCAGUUAGGCCGUCGGAGCAAUGGGAGACCCGGGGCCGGAGAUAAUAGAAUCUGUCCCUCCAGCUGGGCCUGAGGCAUCUGAGUCAACAACGGAUGAAAACGAAGAUGACAUUCAGUUUGUUAGUGAAGGACCAUUAAGACCUGUUCUUGAAUACAUUGAUCUGGUCAGCAGUGAUGAUGAUGAGCCUAGCACCUCUCGUAGUGAUGAGAAUGUUAAACGUAAAGACCAUAUUGACCAUCAGAAGGAUAAAGUUGCUUUGACUCUGGCUCGUCUAGCCCGCCAUGUUGAAGUAGAGAAACAGCAGAAAGAAGAGAAGAAUAGAGCAUUCCGGGAGAAAAUAGAUUUUCAGCAUGCUCAUGGGUUACAAGAAUUGGAAUUUAUUCGAGGACAUUCUGAUACAGAAGCAGCAAGACUAUGUGUGGACCAAUGGCUAAAAAUGCCAGGACUCAAAACAGGCACAAUUAAUUCUGGAACAAAAAAUUCAUUCCGAAGAAGAGGCCAAACAAUGGUAUCUGGGAAGCCACUUACAUGUCCUAUAAUGCAUUGUAACAAGGAAUUUGACAAUGGGCACCUUCUCUUAGGACAUUUGAAAAGGUUUGAUCACUCUCCAUGUGAUCCAACAAUUACACUACACGGACCUUUUUUCAGUUCCUUUGCUUGUGUAGUAUGUUACAAAAACUUUGUUACUCAAGAGCAAUAUAAGGAUCACCUUUCUACUAAGGAAACCACAGAUGAUGGACAUAACAAUGACCUUCUUCCUCAGAUUAUUCAGUGUUUUGCGUGUCCAAAUUGCUUCCUUCUUUUUAGCAGCAAGGAUGAGUGUUUGAAGCAUAUGUCUGGAAAGAAUCAUUUCCAUCAGAGUUUUAAAUUGGGUGAUGACGAGGGAAAAGCACAUCCAAUAUCAUUUCCAUCUUUUGCAAAGAAACUUUUGAUCUCUCUGUGCAAGGAUGUUCCGUUUCAAGUUAAGUGUGUUGCCUGCCACCAGACACUGCGUUCACACAUGGAGCUCACUGCCCAUUUCAGAGUUCGUUGUCGGAAUGCUGGUCCUGUAGCUGUAGCUGAGAAGAGCAUUACCCAGGUUGCAGAGAAAUUCAUAUUAAGAGGUUAUUGUCCUAAUUGCAACCAAGUCUUUGUGGAUGAAACUAGCACCGAAAAUCACAAGCAGAAUUCAGGACACAAAAUCCGAGUGAUUAAGUCAGUGGAAGAAUCAGUCUUACUUUAUUGCCACAUCACCGAAGGGAACAAACAUCCUUCUGAUUUGCAUUUAUUGUUAGAUCAGUCAAAAUUUUCUUCCCUUAAAAGAACUAUGUGUAGUAAAGAAUCUAGCUCACUGGAUUGCAGUGCCAUUCCAAAAAAGAAGAUGAAUUUAGAAGAUAAAAGCCAUGAAGGUGUAGUUUCUGUCCAAAAAGAAAAGCCAGUAGUUAAAAUCUGGUUUUGUGAAUGCAAUCAACGAUUCCCAAGUGAAGAUGCUGUAGAAAAGCAUGUUUUCUCAGCAAACACAAUGUGUUACAAGUGUGUGGUCUGUGGAAAGGUGUGUGAGGAUUCAGGGGUCAUUCGUUUACACAUGAGUCGGAUUCAUGGAGGGGCACAUUUAAAUAACUUUCAUUUCUGGUGUCGGACAUGCAAAAAGGAGUUAACGAGGAAAGAUACUAUCAUGGCUCAUGUGACUGAAUUUCAUAAUGGACACAGAUAUUUUUAUGAGAUGGAUGAGGUAGAAGGUGAAACUUUGCCAUCAUCGUCUAUGACUCUGAUGAGUAAUUUGACUGCUAAUAAGCCUGCUUCACCUAUUACUAUUAUUGAUCAUUCCCCGGCAAACAGUCAGCCAAGGGGCAAAUGGCAGUGCCGAAUCUGUGAAGAUAUGUUUGAUUCCCAAGAGUGUGUAAAGCAGCACUGCAAGUCUUUGGCCAGUCACAGGUUUCAUAGAUAUAGCUGUGCCCAUUGCAGAAAAACUUUUCAUAAGAUAGAAACAGUGCACCGACAUUGCCAAGAUGAGCAUGACAAUGAGAUAAAGAUUAAAUACUUUUGUGGGCUUUGUGAUCUUAUCUUUAAUACAGAAGAAGCAUUUUUGAGUCAUUAUAAGGAGCACCACAGCAUAGAUUAUGUGUUUGUGUCAGAAAAAACUGAAACUUCAAUUAAAACUGAGGCUGAUUUUCCAGUAAUAGAGACCAGUAACCAGUUAACUUGUGGUUGCCGUGAGAGUUACAUCUGUAAAGUCAACCGAAAGGAAGAUUAUAGUAGAUGUCUCCAAAUCAUGCUGGAGAAAGGUAAACUGUGGUUUCGCUGCAGUUUGUGUUCAGUGACAGCGCAGAAUGUGGCCGACAUGAACACCCACGUCCAUCAGGUGCACAAAGAAGAAAAGAGUGGUGAGGAGGAGCAGUGGUAUGUGAUCAAGUGUGGCACCUGCACCAAAGCGUUUCACGACCCUGAGAGUGCACAGCAGCACUUCCAUAGAAAACACUGCUUCCUACAGAAGCCCAGCGUGGCUCCUUUUGGAUCUGAAAAAGCAAGCCCAUACAAGUUUACUGCCACGGCCUCCCAUGCAGAGAGAAGACUGAAACAGUCAGUCAGCUAUCCAAAGAACUCAGACAUGGAGAAAGGAGCUGAGAAUGACAUAAGCUGUCAGAAUAUAGAGGAAGAAGCUGUUGAACUUCCGGAUUUGGAUUACCUGCGAACUAUGACUCAUAUAGUCUUUGUAGAUUUCGAUAAUUGGUCAAAUUUUUUUGGUCAUCUACCAGGGCAUCUAAACCAAGGAACAUUUAUUUGGGGCUUUCAAGGGGGAAACACCAAUUGGAAGCCUCCACUCAACUGUAAGAUCUAUAAUUACCUGAACAGGAUUGGAUGCUUCUUCCUUCACCCUCGCUGUAGUAAAAGAAAAGAUGCUGCUGAUUUUGCCAUAUGUAUGCAUGCUGGCCGUCUAGAUGAACAACUACCCAAGCAGAUUCCUUUCACCAUCCUCUCGGGAGAUCAAGGUUUUCUGGAGCUAGAGAAUCAAUUUAAGAAGACUCAGAGGCCAGCUCAUAUACUAAACCCUCACCACUUAGAGGGAGAUAUGAUGUGUGCCUUGUUAAAUAGCAUAUCUGAUACCACCAAAGAAUGUGACAGUGAUGAUAAUGUGGGUAUAAAAAGUACAUCAAUAGAAGAAUUCAGAUCCACAGAAGAUGUGGAAUUAGAAGAAGCUAUUAGAAGAAGUCUUGAGGAAAUGUAAUUAAAGCUAUUACCACACAACAUCAAGUGACCUUGAAGAGACUCAGGAUAAGGAACUCUUGAGUUUGUUUCCUAAAGGAGAUCAGAAAUCCACUAGUACAAAUGUAUUCGAAAACAUGUUUUUGCUUUCAUAUGUUCAAAAUCUGAUAUUUGCUUUGUAUUUUUGUGCUAUUGUGCAGAAAUGGACAGGAAUAGAAUACAUGUUAAUGCAAAUAUAAAUCAUGUAUUCUAAUAUAGCUAUCAUAGUUUCCCAGUUAACUUUGAAUUCAUAUAUUUACUUUAAAAGAAUUUUAAAAAAAGGAAAGCUCUUGACUGGCUGUUGUUUAAGUUUCCAGAUAGUAUUAGUUCUUUAGUUUUGUCUGUACUGUACAGAUGAUUCUAGUUUAUUUUUUUAGGCAUGAAAAUGAACACAAGUAAAGGUGCCAUAGGUCCGUUUUCUUACUUCUCGUGUGGCUCUGAUAUGUGAUACCUUUCAGAUUUUGUUUACAAUUAUUAGCAGAGGGUAAUGGAAAUUAAUCAUGGAAACAGAUUAAAAAUUUUACCAGAGAUAUUUUUGUUGGGUGUCACGCAGAUAUAUAUUCUUCCUUUAAUUAGAGUAGAACAUUGCUAAAAUUAAAAAUUAUACCUUAAUUUUUAAAAAAAUAAAAUGAAGCCUUUUCCAUUCCUUUUACCUGCUUAGACUUUUAUGUGACUUGUAUGAUCUACUGUUAAAAGGGAAUGAUGUCAACAUAUUUGCAUAAAAUUAAACUUAUUUUUAAUAUCAGUCCUUUUCUAUAUAUUUGUGUAAACAUAAUCUUCAAAAACUGUAGUUGACAGUCUACUCAGGAAUAAUCUUCCAUAAGUCUUCAAGAUUUUUAUUUCAGAUGGAAUAUCUUCAGUUUAGUUUCUCAUUGAAUUGUCAGUUUCCUAUGUUUGGUAUUACAUAUUUAAUUCUUCAAUGUUGCCAGCCCCAUUGUGAAUGAUGAAAAGUACCAUUUAAGUAGAAGACUAAGAAUGGCUUGUAGUACUAGUGGUAUGUUGUGUAUACAUUUCAUGUUAUUUGACCAGAAACCUUAUCCCUAAAAAUUUUGAGUAGUACUUAUCUAUUAAACUCAAAAAUAUUUCUAUAAAUAUAAAGCUUUUCUUUGUAUUUACGACAAAAAGUUAUCAAGCCUAGAAUUUUGUUCCUUCUCUGCCACACUAGAUUUUUUUAGUGUGAAAUGGAAUUUUUUUAUUACUUUAGUCUUUUCGAUCCAUGUUAGAAACCAAUUUGUGUUUUUAUUUCUUAAGAUGUACUUUUCCUCCCUGUUUGCAUUUUCUAAAAAGGAGACAGUGUAGCAUGAGAAUUUUACCAUCAUAUUUCCAAACUGACCACACUGUGCUUUUAAUUUUUAUGUUAAAGUGGUCAGCUUUAGGAGGUAAUCAAUGAGCUGGACCUUUAACACAUCUGCAGGAGCUUGCUAAGUAGCCAGGAGCCAAAAGAGUAUUUCAGAAAGAGGAAUGGUUAAGCAGGUGUGGGGCAGGAGGACAGGGCACCUUUUUGCCAGAGAUUAUACACCCGGGUAUGAUGUACACCGUGCUCUAUAAGAAGCUUUUGUGGUUUGUGGUAGAGAAUAAUUGAAGCCUUUGAUAUGACAGGAAAGGAAUAUUUAUUUCAUCAUGGCCCUUAAAAUAAGGUAAUUGGGUGGUUUAAUGUUUCAACUAAUAAUUGUCACUGAUUGUAUUUCUACUUGUUAAAUAAUUAAAAAUCAUUUUAAAAUU